Maniola jurtina (meadow brown) is the source of this 1848-nucleotide messenger RNA. RefSeq lists its product as uncharacterized. Lineage: Eukaryota; Metazoa; Arthropoda; Insecta; Lepidoptera; Nymphalidae. The transcript has 2 exons. Gene Ontology annotation, molecular function: nucleic acid binding. The record is from RefSeq and is a predicted model, not a curated record. The coding region runs from base 218 to 1564 and encodes 448 amino acids.
AGGUCGCGUCACGUAAAAAGAACGCUAGCGGUCAAGCUGCGCAUAGGCGAUUUAUCGGUCUAUUUGGAGGUAUGAGGCGGGGCGGGAGGCGCGGGAGCCACGCGCUGCAUGUUUGCCGGUAAGCUAUUGGUUCAUCAGUUGAGCUUUGCUUCCCGCGCAGUAUCCACGUUACGUUCCUUUUAAAAUACCAUCGCGCACAAAAGUUUUAAAUUACGAAAUGGUUUUACAUAGAGAAGUGAGAAAAAUGAUUUAUGACGUAUAUUGUUUUAUGAAGAGGGAAGCAGAUAAUAAUGCAGUUAAUAAUUUAAAACAAUGUAUGAAACGGACCGCAGAGGCAACAAAAUGUUCCGAGUCGACAGUGAGACGAAUAGUAAAGGGUUCAAAAGAUUCGGAAUUGCUUACUGUUUUCCGAACUCCCGGCAAAAAUAAAAGAAAAAAAACAAAACCAAUAACAGAUAUUGAUAGCUUUGACCAGGGUAUUGUAAAAAGAAUCAUCCAUAAUUUUCACGUUACUGAAAAAGAAUUGCCUACCAUAGGCAAGUUGCAAAGGAAGUUACAGGAUGACAUACAUUUCCAAGGAUCGGCAGCAAGUCUAAGGCGAGUAUUGAAAAACUUGGGUUUUAAAUGGAAAAAAACGGAAACCAAUAGAAAAAUUUUAAUUGAGCAGUCACAAAUUCGAUUUCAAAGAAUUGAAUAUCUGAGAAAGAUUAAAAAAUAUAGAGAGGAAGGAAGACCUAUCAUUUACACUGACGAAUCAUAUGUCGAUAGUUCCCAUGCGUCUCACCAUGCUUGGACAGACGGUUCCACCAAGGGCAUUAAAAAACCUGUAUCUAAAGGUAGCCGCUUAGUCAUAGUGCAUGCGGGUGGCGAUGCAGGUUUUGUGCCGAAUGCUUUACUGACGUUUAAAGCCGGUACAAAAAGCGGCGACUACCACGACAACAUGAAUUCUGAGAAUUAUGAGCGAUGGCUCCGUACUCAACUGAUACCAAAUUUACCGCCUAAUUCAGUUGUGGUAGUCGAUAAUGCAUCGUACCACAACAAACAACUUGAUGCAGCACCAACUUCCAAUUCAAAGUUGUACAACUUGAUAAAAAAAUACAAAGAUAGAUUUAAGAAGUUCAAUAUCGAUGCUAUUUUGAACGAAGCAGGACAUUCUGUACUACGUUUGCCCCCAUAUCACCCGGACCUGAAUCCUAUUGAAAUGGCCUGGUCCCAAAUAAAAGGUUAUGUUGCCUGCAAAAAUGUAACUUGGAACCUGACACAUAUAACUGAGUUGGUUCAUGAAAAAGUAAAUUUAAUGGGAGCAGCAGAAUGGGGGAAGCUAUGCACGAAGGUAAAAGAAAUAGAGGCUGAUUAUUGUAAAAGCGAUCAUGUGGUGGACAUGAUGACAGAAACAUUUGUUAUCCACAUAGGGGAUCAUGAUUCUGACUCAGAUGAGGAUGGAAGCUCGAGUGACGAUAGCGAUGACGAUGAAAUGGCCAGUUCUAGCACCAACACCACGUCCUCAUCUGGUUUUCACGUUACGCAUGAUGACUUAAUGGAAGGAGUUUCAACAUUACUUUAAUUUUAUUUCGAUUAAACAUUCUAUAAUAUAUAAUUUAAACAUGUUUUUAAUUCAUUUUAUUGAUAUUUUUCGAAUAUAUUUUUCAAUGUUAUUACAUUGAAAAAUAUAUUGAAAGAUAUAUUCAUUUAUAAGAAUAACAAAUAUGUAGGUACGAAGCCACGAUUUGCGAGCGAAAGCCUAGUUCAAAAAGAAAAUAAAAGGCAUAUGACUUUCGUACGAGACUGUACCCAUGCGCAAACACACCCCCGCCACUUUUUUCCAGCGUUCUUUUUACGUGACGCGUA